Aspergillus bombycis is the source of this 822-nucleotide messenger RNA. RefSeq names its product F-actin-capping protein subunit alpha. The coding region runs from base 1 to 822 and encodes 273 amino acids. Lineage: Eukaryota; Fungi; Ascomycota; Eurotiomycetes; Eurotiales; Aspergillaceae. The record is from RefSeq and is a predicted model, not a curated record. Gene Ontology annotation, biological process: barbed-end actin filament capping; actin cytoskeleton organization. Gene Ontology annotation, molecular function: actin filament binding. The transcript is spliced from 7 exons. Gene Ontology annotation, cellular component: actin cortical patch; F-actin capping protein complex.
AUGGCAUCCACAGUUGACAUCGCUUCCUCAUUCAUUGAGGGUGCCCCGCCAGGCGAGCUCGCAGACGUUGUUGCCGAUGUGAAAACGCUUACCUCCGACGGUGCCGAUAUCAUCCCAUCCCUUGCUCCUGCAUUUGAGCGAUACAAUGAGACGCAACUGGCGACCGUGAAGCUGCCUGGGGCGAGUCAGGAGGUCCUUAUCAGCGAAUACAACAAACUGGAGGGCAACCGCUACUUUGACGUCGAGAGCCAGACCUCCUUCGAAGUCGAUCAUGUCACACAAGAAGCGUCCGCGGCGCAGUCAUAUGUAUUGGAUUCGCAAAAUGCAGACUUGAUCAAAUCGCUACUCAAGUCGCUCGGCGCUCACGCCCGUGAGCACUACCCUAAUUGCGCCUAUGGUGUAUACCCCAUUGAAAACGACUCUGCGGUGGCAAUUCUGCUGGUUUCGAACCGCUACUCGCCUAACAACUUCUGGAACGGGCGCUUCCGCGCUUCCUACCAGUUCCCUGUUUCUGAGCCCACAACCGUGACCGGUAAGAUCCAGGUUGAUGUCCACUACUACGAAGAUGGCAACGUGGCGCUGAACACGAAUAAACCCAUCAACCUUUCCGUCGCAUCCGCUUCCGCUGAGAGCAUCAUUUCCCGCAUUGCAACUGCGGAGCGCGACUACCAGGAGGACCUGAACCGCGCGUUCGUGCAGAUGGCUGAGGGCGCAUUCAAGGGCUUGCGCAGACAGCUCCCCAUCACACGGCAGAAGGUGGAAUGGGAGAAGGUCGGAGGAUACCGCCUGGGACAGGAUAUCUCUGGUGGCAAGGGCCGCUGA